Messenger RNA from Knipowitschia caucasica, 1035 nucleotides. The record is from the annotation of a GenBank genome assembly. NCBI's taxonomy places the organism in Eukaryota, Metazoa, Chordata, Actinopteri, Gobiiformes, Gobiidae.
AUGGCGACUGGGCGAAAAGGCUCCACGUCCAAAGGCGCCGUCCGUUUCCCUGACGACGAGGCCCCGCCCGGGUCUCCCACGCGGCGAGACGAGGACUCGCACCUGUGCUCGCUCGUCGCCCUGAGAGAGAAGGACAACAGCUACUUAGUCAAGGCUGGUUUCCUGAAGAGCCACUGUGUGUAUGAGUUGGUCUUCCUGGUCCCUGAUGUCCCGUCUGUGGGUAAAGACCUGUCCUGCAGCAGCACCGCCUCCCCCUCCAGACGGGCCCCGCACCUGCGCAUCCAGAGGGUCAGCUCCACCCUGGAAGGUGGCGUGAAGGUGACGUGUGAGUACAAGGCUCACCAGGAGGGGGUGCUGCAGGAGGAGCUGACCAUCGUGGCCAAAGGGAAGAGCAACAGCAGCCUGAAGGUCAAACUCCAGGCCAAGAUCAUCGACCCUCACCACGGGACGCCGAUGCUGAUGGAGGGCGUGAAGUGUCUGGGCCCCGGGGCGCCACAGGAGAAUUGGACCCCCUCCCGCCUGCAGGGGGCGCCACAGGAGAAUCUGACCCCCUCCGGCCUGCAGGGGGCGCCACAGGAGAAUCUGACCCCCUCCCGCCUGCAGGGGGCGCCACAGGAGAAUCUGACCCCCUCCAGCCUGCAGGGGGCGCCACAGAAGAAUCUGACCCCCUCCAGCCUGCAGGGGGCGCCACAGGAGAAUCUGACCCCCUCCAGCCUGCAGGGGGCGCCACAUGAGAAUCUGACCCCCUCCAGCCUGCAGGGGGCGCCACAGGAGAAUCUGACCCCCUCCAGCCUGCAGGGGGCGCCACAGGAGACAGGGACUUCACUCAGCUUACAUCCAGACAUCUCUCCUUCGAUAUCGUUCGUGCAUGUUUGGGACGCAGACGGCCAAAGCCUCACCGCCACCAUGGUGGACACCAUCCUGAGCCGGACCACCCUGGGUCAGAUCCCGAACCUGACUACCACCCUGGGUCAGAUGCUGAACCAGACCACCAACCUGGGUCAAACACUGAACCGGACUCCCAUCCCGGAUUAG